UCAACCUCCUGCCAUAAACCCCGCAUCCGCUGUCAACUGAUCGCAUCAUCCAAAUUGUUUUCGAAACGCGAAUCAAUCAUCCUCUUCGUGCCUGUGCCUUACUUUAAUGUUUAAGUGACUUAUUUUAACGAACAUUCCAAUUCAACGCUCGUGUGGUACCGUAUUAAUUGAUCAAAUAAAGUUUAAUCGAUAGCAAUAAGCACCAUGAUGGAAUCUCGUAUCGUUUGUUUGGUCGCAUGCGGUCUGGUCGUGUUGCUGAGUUUCGGCGUCCAAAUGGGUUCGGCCAUCAAAUGCUGGGAGUGUCGCUCCGAUUCCGACCCAAAAUGUGCCGAUCCCUUCGACAACAGCACACUCUCGAUCACGGACUGCAAACAGGUAGAGCAGAAAGAACAUCUGCCCCAGGCACAGGCCACCAUGUGCCGCAAGAUUCGACAGAAAGUGCACGGCGAGUGGCGCUACUUCCGCAGCUGUGCUUUCAUGGGUGAACCCGGCAUCGAGGGUGACGAGCGAUUCUGCCUGAUGCGUAGCGGUACCUACAAUAUCUUCAUGGAGUACUGUACCUGCAACAGCAAGGACGGUUGCAAUACGGCGUCGUCGCGUAGCCCAACCGGUCUGCUGGUGUUAGGUGCAGCGGUACUGCUUGUCCUACAGGCGGUGGUACACGGAUUGCGUCGCGCAUAGAAAGGGGUUUGGUGUAAAAGUGUGCCCGCCAUAGGAGAUUAUUUUUAACAGACACAUGUAGCUAAUAGAGGUAUGAGAAAACAGAAUGCGGAAAGCGGAAGUGCCGUUUCCAACGCUUAACACUACACAUUCCGUCCUAUGAUGAAUCUCCUGUCAGUAUUCGGUGCCUUUUUGUAACUGUUCCGAGGACUAUUUUACGACAAGUAAUAAACCUUUUUUUAAUGAAAACGAA
Molecule: messenger RNA, 913 nt
Organism: Anopheles stephensi (Asian malaria mosquito)
Lineage: Eukaryota; Metazoa; Arthropoda; Insecta; Diptera; Culicidae
Gene: crok
Exons: 2
Coding region: 205-681 (158 amino acids)
Biological process (GO): sleep; positive regulation of voltage-gated potassium channel activity; regulation of synaptic transmission, cholinergic
Source: RefSeq, a predicted model, not a curated record